AUGGAGAGCGCCGGCACGGACCCCAAGAUGCAGCUCUUCUUCGACCAGGUGAACGACAUCAAGAACAACAUGGAGCACAUCCGCCACCGCCUUCACAGCUUGCAGGAGGCGAACGAGGAGAGCAAGCUAGUAACGCGAGCGCCAGCCAUGAAAGCGUUGAAGGAGCGAAUGGAGGCGGACAUAGACGACGUGCUCAAGGUGGCGCAGGCCAACAAGCGCCAGAUCGAGGCCCUCGAUCGAGCGAACUUGGAGAGCAGGAAGACGCCAGGGUGUGAGGAGGGCACGGGCACGGACCGCACUCGCAUGUCCAUCACCACGACGAUGAAGAGGAAGCUCAAGGAGCUCAUGAACGAGUUCCAGGAGCUGCGCAGCAAGUUCCAGAGCGAGUACCGGGAAGUGGUGGAGCGCCGCUACUACACAGUAACGGGCAAGCGCGCUGACUCUGAGACCAUAGACACGUUGAUAGAGACGGGCGACAGCGAGUCCAUAUUCCAGAAGGCCAUUCAGGAGCAAGGCCGCGGCCAGCUAAUGGACACGCUAGCGGAAAUUCAGGAGCGGCACAGCGCAGUGCAGGACAUAGAGAAGCAGCUGCUGGAGCUGCACCAGAUAUUCAUGGACAUGGCAGUGUUGGUGGAGUCACAGGGGGAGCUACUGGACAACAUAGAGGUGCAAGUGGGGCAGGCCGUGGACCACGUGCAGCACGGCACCAAGCAGCUCGUAGAGGCGCGCAAGACCCAGCUCAACACACGCAAGGUAACCUGCCCUGCCUCCCUGUCGCCCUGCCUCCCUGUCGCCCUGCCUCCCUGCCUCCCUGUCGCCCUGCCUCCCUGCGUCCCUGCUCCCCCCCUCCUCGCCUCCCAAACCCCCCUCCUGCUGCCCUUUUCCCGUUUCCUUCCCUCUUCCGUGAACGCUUGUCCUCCCCCCUUCCCCCCACUCUCCCUCUCUCCUCAUGGGGUUGCCUGUCGUGGUCAAGCCAUGGGAGUUCGCCAAGCAGUGACAAGCGCCACACCCCUGCUGCUCUCACCCCACUGCCAUCCUCCCCCUCAUCAUCUCCGUUCGCUUCCUGCUGCCUGUGCUGCUCUCACUGCCUGUGCUGCUCUCACUGCCUGGGCUGCACACCAGGGUGCAAACGUCACUCUCGCAGUGAAGCGCCUCUUCCUGCAGCAUGGCAGCGCCACACUCAGUCUCACCCUCUCAUCCCCACCCCACGCCAUCCUCGCACCCUGCCAUUCCAUUCGUUAUAGCACCUGCCAUGUGGCCGCUCUGCACCAUGCCAGCAUGCGUGCCAUGGUGCCUUCAUGCCCUCCGCAGGCGAGGCGGCCUAGUUUCCAUGCCAUUUGCGCCCCUUCACAUUCCACUCCGCGCAAUAAUGCAGGUCACCACCGCAACCCCGUCCUUGCCGUCCUGCUUCCGCUCUCGUUACCACCGCACAUGGCGGCGGGCGGUGCAGGAUCCUCGGAUCGGCCGGUUCCCCGCGAGGAUUCUCCUCCGGACGGCGGCGAUGGCGGCGGAGAGGGCGGCGGAGCUUUGCACGGCGGCGGCAGCGGCGACGGCGCGGAGUCGGGCGCGCCCGAUUACAUCCGCCUGACGGCGGCGCACGCGGGGGAGGACAGCGGCGGGGUGGACGAGGGCGACCCCGCGGACUCCCCCGAUCGGCGCGCGGCGGGCGGCGGGGAGGAAGAGGAGGACGACGGCGAGGGCGCAGGCAUGGCGUACCACGAGGGGCGCGGGGGGGGUGGGGAUUGGGAGGGCGUGGCUGCGGGGGAGCUGGAGUCGCAUGAACCGGACCGCGACGACCGGCACCGCGCGCGUGGCGCUGCUGCGGGGGGAGGCGGGAACGGCGGAGAUUUCGGCGGGGAUCACGGCGAGGCGGAGGUGGAGGAUGGUUACUAUGGGGGAGAUGUUGGCGGAGCGGAUCGAUGGGGGGCGGGGGCGGAGGCGGAAGGAGACGCGGAGCGGGAAGGGGAGGGGGAAGACAGGUGGGCAGAGCAGGGGGAGGCGGACGACAAUGAUCAGGAAAUGGGGGGAGACGCGGACGAUGAUGGCGGUGACGCUGAGGGAAGCGGGGGCGGGGGAGCAGGCGGGGGGGAUGUGAUCGAGGGGGGAAUGGAGGGGGAGGACGGGGGGGAGGAAGGGGAGGUGGUGGGCGGAGGGGAGGAGGACGAUGGGGGCGUGGACGAGGAGCGAGACGCACGACGGGAGGGGGGAGUGCGCGCGGCGAGAGGGGGAAGGGGGCGCGAAGCGGGAGAGAGCAGCGGGGAGGAGGAAGCGGGGGUGGCGCAAGGGGAGGGAGAGGCGGAGCAAGGCAGGUGGGGGGAAAGGGAGAGAGCGGCGGGAGGGGAGGGGGAGGAGGCGGAGGGGGAGGAUGAAUCAGACGAUGACCGGGACUGGGUAGGCGAGGAGGAGGAAGAGGAAGGGUCCGAUGGAGGGGGGGAGGGCGAAGAGGAAGGAGAGGAGGUGGAGCACGAGGAGGGGGAAGAGGGUGAGAGCGAGGGGUACGAGGAAGGAGAGGCGUACGGGGGAGGGGAAGGCGAGGGGGAGGAGGAUGAUGAGGUACAAGAGGUGGAGGGGAGGGGCGGAGGUGAGGAGGAGGAGGAAGACGAGGAGGAGGAGGGAGGUGGCGAAGGGGAGGCGGAGGAAGGCGAGGAGGAGCAGUGGGGUGGGCACGGGGGGUGUUAUGUUGUAUCAGGGGACAGGGCGGGCGCGAGGGGGCGAGCGAGCAGGCAACCCGUGCAUAUUGACCUGGAUGAUGAUGAUGAGGAGGAGGGGGAGGGCGAGGAGGGAGAGGGCGGGCAGAGAGCGGAGGGUGUGUGUGAUGGGGUGAGGGAAGUGAGCGUGAGAAGGAUGGAGCCCGGCGAGGAGGAAGGGGAGGACGAGGAGGAGGAGAGUGCAGGAGAGGGGGAAGGGCAGGGAGGGGCAGAAGGCGUGGAGGCAGCAGGGGGGAUGGGCGGUGAGGGGGGCAUGGAGGUGGAUGGCGCGUGGGGCAGUGAUGUGGGGGACGCGGAUGGGGCAGGGUUUGAGGAGUUUCUGGGGGAGAUGGUGAGGGGGAGUGGCGGAGAUGGGGAAGGGGAGGCACAAGGAGGAGACGAGGCAGAGCUGGUACGCACGUUUGGGGAAGGAGCAGCAGCGGUGGAGGGCGGUGGUGAGGAUGGGUGGGGUGGAGACGAGCACAUGGCAGCGUGGGAUGGUGCGGCAGGUGGGGGCGAGGCACUAGUGCUGGCCGAAGCGGCAGUGCCAGCAACUCCAGCGGCAGCAGCACCAGUGGAUGCAGUGCAGGUGGCAGCACGUGGUGGUGAUGAGUCUGCUGCUCUCACUGCUGCUGCCGCUGCUUCCCUGGCGCCCGGUGGUGCCCUGGAAGAGGGCGCCAACGCAGGUGCCUCUGGUGUCGGGGCCGCACCUGACUCAGUCGCUGCUGAUGCCCACGGUUUGCCAGGCAAGCCCCCCGCCCUUCUGGCAGCAGCAGCAGGAGAAACAGGAGCAGCAGCAGCAGCAGCAGCAGGAGCAGGAGCAGGAGCAUCCGCAGCAGAGGCAGAGGCGAGUCUAUCCGGUCUGCGGGUGCGGUGGCGAGGCCACAGGGGCGCCCCAGCGCAGCAGGCAGGGGGGGCAGCAGUGGCAGGGGCGGGUGCAGUGCCGUGCAGGUGGAGUGAGCGCAGCCGGGCAGCAGCAGCCGUGCUGGCAGGGCUGGCACCACAGGCGGCAGGGGCGAGGGGCAGGGGGCGUCUGGAAUGGGGAGGCGAGGGGCAUGCGGGUGUGGUGGGUGAGUGGCGCGGGAGGAGGCAGCGGCUGGCCCUGGGGUCAUGUGCCGUGCCCCUGCUGCCCCUGUCCGGUGGCGAGGAGGAGGGCGAGGACGAGGAGGAUGGGCGAUCAGGGGCGCUGGCACUGAUGGGCGAGUGGAGGGGUGGUGAGGCGCUUGGUGUACGGGGAGGAGGUGGGGUGGUGGGGAAGAGGAAGAGAGCGGAGGAGGAGAGGGCGGAGGAGGAGGAAGAGGAGGAGGAGGCGUUUGAUUGGAGGGAGUGGGAUGGGAUGCGGUGCACAUACAAGUGCAGGAACAUGGUAAUGCAUGUGGGUCACCAUUCACCAUUCACCAUGGCCGUGGCAGGGGUUCAUAUUGUACUAACAACCAUGCCACUCAAGCGCCCUCCUCCUGCUCAUGUGAAGGCGGAGUUUAUGGCGCACACGGCGCGUGUGGAGAAGCAGCUUGCAGAUCUCACUCGCACCCACCACCGCACUGCAGCUGCCCUCACUGCUGCUGGUAUCCCACCGCCCACCCACCUCCUCAGCCCUAUCUUCCGCUCCUGCCUUCACAUCACAUCGCAUUGGAUGCACUCCCUCCCUGCUCUCUCCAUACCUCCUAAGGAGCAGUGUGGGCGGCUGCAGCAGCAGGUGGCAUCGUUGGAGCGCGAGGGGGUGGCAGUGAGGGAGAGCGGCAAGGAGAGGGAGGAGCAGAGGAGGCGCGCGGCAGAGAGGGCGGAGGAGAGCAUUCGAGUGCAGAUGAAGCGGUGCCAUGAGCUCGAGCUGCAAGUGCUGCACCUCACGAAGCGGAGCACAGAGGCUGAGGCGAAAGCAGCAGCAGCAGAGGCGCGGGCGGUAGCAGCGGAGGCAAGGCAGGCGAGGGCGGAGGAGGAGGUGCGGGCGGUGCAGGCGGCACGGGAGCGGGAGGUGGCGGGCGUGCGCGCACACACGGAGGGGGAGAUAUUGCGACUGGAGGCUGAGGUGCGCAUGGGAGUGAGUCGCAUGGAGGCCAUGGGGGUGGAGAUGGAAUCACUGGAGGACGAGGCAGACGCUCUCAGGGCACAGCAUGCAGAGGUGCGUACAGCAUGCAGAGGUGCGAGCAGCAUGCAGAGGUGCGAGCAGCAUGCAGAGGUGCGAGCAGCAUGCAGAGGUGCGAGCAGCAUGCAGAGGUGCGAGCAGCAUGCAGAGGUGCGAGCAGCAUGCAGAGGUGCGAGCAGCAUGCAGAGGUGCGAGCAGCAUGCAGAGGUGCGAGCAGCAUGCAGAGGUGCGAGCAGCAUGCAGAGGUGCGAGCAGCAUGCAGAGGUGCGAGCAGCAUGCAGAGGUGCGAGCAGCAUGCAGAGGUGCGAGCAGCAUGCAGAGGCGGUGAGGGAGGCGGCGGAUGUGAGGUGUGAGUUGGAGCGCGUGAGGGGCGAGGGCGGGCUGGGGAAGUCGACCUCGGCAGUGGAGGCCAAUGCGCUGCUGGCCCGCCUGCGAGAGGACAACCGCCUCCUGGUGGUCACAGCAGAGACUUUUGAGUUGACUCACGUUGUUUCAAAGUCACACCGCUGUUUCUCUCUCCCCCCAUCCCCUGUGCAGCUGGAGCAGGUGGGCAAGGCGGAGAGGCAGCAGGAGGGGCGGCAGCGGUGGCACGUGUUGCAGCAGGAGGUGCUAGUGGAGCGAGCGAGGGCGGAUGCAGCAGAGGCGGCAGCAGCAGCGGCAGCAGACAUGGCAGUGCAGCUCAGACAGGCUCAGCGCGACCUGCAGCGCUGGCGCGCCCUGCUGCACUCGCCCGCCCUUCACCUCGCCGCCUCUGCUCUGGUUCCUCAUGGGACCGGGGGGUCCAAGGCGGAGGCCGCAGAGGAGGCACAGGAAGGAGUGGCUGUGGCGGCGCAGGGAGCAGACGAGGGAGCAGGGAGUGGGGGCGGUGGUGGCGAGGGGACGGGGGGAGGCAGGGAAUAUGGGCCUGAAGAUGUGGUUGCUUCCAUUGGGAAGCUGCAGAGUGCGGCGCUGUGUGCGAUGGCAGAGGCGGGCGAGGCAGCAGCGCAGGUGGUGCCGCUGAGAGCAGCGGUGGCAGCAGCAGAGAGGGCAGCGCAGGAGGCGAGGGCGGGGGAGAGCGACGUGAGGCGGCAGCUGGUGCAGUUGCAGGGGCAGCUGGAUGGCAAGGACUCUGAGAUGGCAGUGGUGGUGCGGGAGAGGGACUCCCUGCGCUGCAUGCUGCAGUCAUACGACGAGGAGGAGCAGGUGGUAGCGCACUGGCUCACCACCCCUCGCACACCGCUGCCACAAGAACCUGUAGCACCUGCCAUGCCUCUUGUGCCGCAUGCUGCCGCUGCUGGCACUGCCGAUGGUGACGGUGCUGGUGCAGAGAGAGUGGACGGGAGGUUGGUGACAGUGACGGUGCCUGGGGUUGCGGAGGGGGGAAGGGUCCUUGCCGUGCCCACAGCACCGCAUGCUGCAAAGAAGAGGCGCCUUGAG
This is a messenger RNA of Closterium sp. Naga37s-1, 6186 nucleotides long. The record is from the annotation of a GenBank genome assembly. Lineage: Eukaryota; Viridiplantae; Streptophyta; Zygnematophyceae; Desmidiales; Closteriaceae.